This is a messenger RNA of Stegodyphus dumicola, 5756 nucleotides long. RefSeq lists its product as uncharacterized. Lineage: Eukaryota; Metazoa; Arthropoda; Arachnida; Araneae; Eresidae. The record is from RefSeq and is a predicted model, not a curated record.
CACAAUUCUUUCCAAACAUUCUUAUUUAUAAACUUUGUUGAUGUAGAAAUGAAGCUUACGAUGAAAGUUCUUGCGAAAUCUAACUGACGAAAUGAAGAAGGAAAAUUGUAACAAUAUCGGCUAUCAUGGUAAAAAUAGCAUCUCGUCACAGAAAAAAGAGUUUGAAUUAUUCCUCCAAAAGCAGUGCAAAAUCUUGGCUGCAAAAUAUACAUUCCUGACAGACAGACAAAUCAAACAACGAGCUGUGUGUAUGUGGAAGAAGAUGAAAUCAAACACUACUUCAGAAUGCACAAAAAGGGUAAAGGAAAAUACGAAAUACAAAGACAAAUCUUUUGAAAAAACAACAAGAAAAUCUAAAACGGCUUUUCACAGCAAGAAAUCUCCUAAUAAAUCACCACAGCUUCCAAAGCACAGAGCGUUAGUUCCUCUACAAAUAGAUGUUGUAUCUGCUCCGAAGAAGAGCGUCUUAAAGAGGAGUUACGAAAGAAAUAAUGAUAAACGGCGUGUGAGCUUUAAUAGUCAGCCAGAGGUGCAAUACUGUACAGAAAGUGAUGAAAGCACAGUUAAUAUUGCUCAAAUAGGUAUGAUGAACACUGCAACAUAUAAGAAAAAUUCUGUGUCAAAAAUGGAAGAAAAAUUUGAUAUUCUACUAAAUGAAAAAUGCACUUGGAGUUACAGAAAACCGAAAGGAACAAAUAUAAUCACAUCUGCAAGGAAAAAAAUUACUAAUGGUAACAUUACACAAAUACAAGCUGCAGUAAUAACCACCACAAAGAAAAAUAGGAAUACCACAGCAGAUAAUGAAAACAAUUUGCCAAGUUCACCAAGUGAAAUCUCAGAUACCCAAAGUGAAAAGAGAUUAAAAAUUGAAUAUAAAAAUAUUCAUAGAGUUAAACAAAAUGGAGAUGAAAAGAAACAAGAAACAACACCAGAAAAAUAUCAACUCUCAAACAAUGAGUUAUCAGCUAUUUCACUCAGAAAAAAUCAUAAGCGUGAAAACAAGCAGACGAGUUCACAAACCAAAGAAGACAAAGCAACACGUAGAAAUCUGAGAUGUUCGAAACAAAUAAAUUAUAAAGAGUUCACAUCAUCUAAUGAUUCAGACGGUAGUAGUGAAGAUAAAAUGAUUUUACAAACAAGAUAUUCUGUUAUUAAUAUGAAUGUUUGCCCCUUAAAUUCCACUGACAUGGACAAAAAUAACUUUUCAAAAUCAGAUAAAUUAUAUGAUAAUGUGAAAGCUGAAAUUCCUUUGCAUACAAAUGAAGAAAUGCUUCCACAGGAUGAUCAAACAACAAUUAAUGAAAAUAUUGAUGUAAAAGUUGUCAAAUGUUUUGAUAAUAAGAAAAAAUCGACAAAAUUUUCCAUGAAUAUACUUCCUACAUGUGAAAAAUCACAAGAUAAUGGAUCUAUAAUAGUAGAUUCUUUAAGUGUAGAAGCAUCAAGUCCUAAUUGUCAAUCAGGAAGUGACAGUGAUCAGAAAGCUGGUAGACACAAAGUAACAACAGUUUUAGAUCAGAAACAAAACCUGAAACUCAAACAGCAUAAAGAUGAAGAGUUUGAUCCUCAACUACAGUUGGAAAUUUUUCAGCGAUGUCAGAAUAUCAGUGCAGAAAUUCAAUCAGUUUGUGAAGAGCUUGAAAUGCCACAAGAUUACACUGAAUAUGAAAUUACAAAUAAUAUUCUCCCUGAUAAAGAAACUGAUUAUAAUGAAAAUACUGAACAAAUACAAAAUAAUUUAUCUAAUGGUACACAGACACAUCCAAUAGCUGCCAAAAGUGAAACUGAUCCAAAUAAUACAUACGAUAUUCCAAAUAGCAGUUUACUUGAUGAAGAAUAUUUAAACAAUUUUUUUAACAGCAAUUUCGAAGUUGAUAAAUAUGUAAAUAAGAAAUGCAAUUUAAAUCACUCAGUUUCAUCAGAAAAGCAGCAAGAAAAUCGUUCAUUCUACAUAGAGAAACAACAUAAAAUAAAUACAAAAAAUAACACUUCUCAUUAUUUAAAAAAUUCAAGAAACAGAACUCAGCCUCAAUGUGAAAAUGUAACCAAAGAUAGUAAAAAAAUUAAGAAAUUCAUAAAAGGAAAAAAAAUAAAUAUACAGGUUAAAUAUCCUGAAGAAUCUGAAAUAAUAUCAAGCUUAUCUAUAGAAGAAGGAAGUGAUGUAGCAUUACCUAAUGAGAAAUUAAACACCCAGAAUAAACAAAUACAAAUUAAAACACAAAAUGAUGACUUUAAAACAGUCAAUCACCCAGAAGAUAAAGAAAAUUCUGUUUUUGAAGAGAAUGAACACAGUAUCUCAAGUAUCAGUUUCAUUACAGAAACUCAGAUAAUUGUAAAUCAAACCUAUAAAAGCACUCCUGGUCAAGACUAUAGCAAAAAGGAAGACACUUUUACUCAGCCUAAUAAUUUGGAAAUGGCAGAAAAAAUUGUGAUUCACAACAUACGAAAGAAAGAUAGAAAUGAAGGAAUUACUAAAAACCCCCAAAAUAAACUUUAUGAAGAACUUGAAUUUAAAAGUAAUGGAGAAAAUUGUGAUGUUUUAGUAGAAAAUUUUGAAAGUCCAUUAUCAUAUAAAAGUGAGAAUAAAGAUGAACACCUGAAAUAUCAGAAAAAGAAUAAAAUAAAUCAACAUGGCAGUAUUUCUAAAAUGCAAGAAAAAUCACCCAUAACUAAAGUGAGAAAGAGAAUUAAGGAGAAAACCAGCAGAAAUCCUUAUAAUAAACAUCACGAAGAAAGUGAAAGUGCACCUGGAAAUACUGAGGAAAAUAUUGAUCUUUUAUUGGAAGAUAUUGAAAAUUCAUUCUUGCAUGAAAAUCAUGAAGAAAACAUGCAACAAGAACAGCAGUCUAAGAGAAAAAGUUUGAGAAACAGAAACAGAAUUGAGCAAAAAAUCUGUAAAAGUCCUUAUAAUAAACAUAAUGAAAAAACUGAAAGAACUCAUCGAAAUGCUGAAGAAAAUGACGAUUUUUUAUUAGAAGAGCUAGAUUCACUGUUAUAUGAAAAUGAUGAAGAAAAUAUGCUCAUAAAGCAAUCUAAAAGUAUAAAUCUGAGAACAAGAAAAAGAAUUAUGGAAAAAAACAGCAGUAGCCCUUAUUGUAACGAAGAUACUGAAAAUAUAUAUGGAAAUGUUGAAGAAGAUGACAGCUUUUUGUUGGAUGAACUUGAAAGUUAUUUGCAGCACGAAAGUGAUGAAGAAAACAGACAUCUGGUAAAGCAAUCUAGAAGGAAAAAUUUAAAAAGCCCCACAUAUAAAAAUGAUCAUCAAUAUAAUGGAGAUUUAUCACCUCUAAAUUUCUACCACGAGGUAUCUGAUAAUGAUAGUAACUUUCAAGAUGACUUACUUUUUGAUUUUGAUAUUAAUUAUCAAUUAGAAUACGAAAAUAUGACAAAAUUUACAAACAAUAAAACAAUCAUACCGAAACAAAAAUAUAUUAGUAAGAAAAAGACAGCAAAUAAUGCAAUGCAUAACUGGCUGAAUAUAAGCAAAGAUAAUAACAAUAACUUCAAACUCAUUGACAAUAAAAUAAAUGAAAAGCCAAAAACUUGGGAAAGCCUUGAAGAAAAGUUAUUAUCUUCUUCAGGUGUUAUGUCUGACACUACAAGUUACAAUGAAUCAAAAUUAAAGCAUACUGAAACUGAAUUACAUGACCAUGGCUAUAACACACAGAGAAAUAUUGGAAACAGAAAUUUAUCAAGAAAUAAAUCGGAGCCAAAUUUAUUUACAAACAUAUUGAAUGACAAGCAAUUCACUCAAGAUAAGGUAGCGGAUAUAACUAAAUGCACUACAUUUGAGAACAAUAAUACAGAAUCUAGAAAAUCAAAAUUGAAAAGCAACAACAUUUUGAAGAAAGCUAUGAAAGCUAUGGACAGGAGUGUUGUACUUUACCAAGAGAAAAUAAAAUCUCCUCAACUAAACAAAUGGUCAAAAAAUAAAGAUUUUUCAAUCAAUACUUUCUCUGAAAGCCAUGAUAACAAUACAGUAUUACAAAUACAAUCAUCUAUGCUACUUGCAGUCGAAGGAUCAAAAAUGCUGAAACAAACAAGCGAUUUAAAAAAAAAUUAUACAAAACAAAAUCCUCAGACAGGUUUUGAAACGAAAUGGCCUUUACCACCAGCAAGAAAAUCUAACAGGACACAUUCGAUAAAAGUUAGAGAAGAAAGUGAGAUAAAGAAUAUGGAUUUUAAAUUAGACAACAAGUAUACCAAAGGCAAAGAUAACAGUAUUCUGGAUACAACAGAAUUUAAUGUCUCAAAAUAUUCCUCUCCGAAAAGAAGAAACUCACAUAAAAAUAGAUAUCAUAAAGACAAGUAUCUCGCUAAGAGGAAAUGUGCUGGAGAUGUUAUAACCACUGGGAAAGAAAACAUUGUACAGGAAAAACAAAAGAUAACAGAUGAAAUAAUAAAUUCUGUUCUUGAAGACAUUGAAUCUAAAGUAACAUGUAAUGAACCCUGUUCUACAGAAAGAGAGGAAAAAAAUUACAACAUAACAGUAGCAAAAUGUGGCUUGAAUCAACAAGGAAAAAAUAAACAAAAGACAUUCAAGAAGUAUGUAAAUGAAAUCAGCAAGCAAAUAAAAACUACAAAAGAAAAUAAUACAGGAAAUGAUGAUAAUUUAACUGAAAAUGCAUCGUUUCAUGGUUCACCUCAAAUAAAAAGUAAUUUAGAUACAAAUAUUUCAAAUCACGAAAGUGAUUCAAUAUACAGGAAAAUUCCUAACUUAAUGGAAAAUGAACACAGUUUGCCAUUUGAAAGAAAAAGCAUUUCAGACACAGUUGAUAAGAAUUAUGAACACACAUCUUCUUCUAUUACACAGUUUGAAUUCAAGAAACCACAUACCGAAACAUUUUUUAAAACCAAAACGUCAGCUGUAAAAGAAGAUAUAAACACUGCUUCACAAAAAUAUUUCCAGAAAACUACUAGUGCAACAACAAAUGAAAAAUCAAGUAAUAAUAAAGGCUAUUCACAAAUUCAAAGCAAACAUUGUAAAUCAGUUAACAAAAAAUUGUGCAGUCCUGAAGAAAAUGCAAAUCAUGAUAAAAUCCCUGAAAUGUAUAACCAACACAGAACAAAUUUACAAGACAAUUUGACUAUUCAAGAGCAAAUUGAAACUGAAGAAUCAAAUGAAAAACAAAUCUUAAAUAAACCAAAAACAAAUAGUGCAGAAAAUAAAACAAUGGUAAAUAUGAAUGGAACAGAAAUAAAUAGGAGUGAACAAAAAUUUUCAUCUUUCUCACAUCUUAAAAGAAAUGCAUCAAAUAAAACUACUCCAUUUCUUAAGAAAAUAUUCAAUAAAUUUGAGUUCAUGAAAAGAGAUAAGAAUGAUAAUGGAUUAAAAACCCACAGAGGUAACAAAAAUAUGUCAAAAGCAAGCAGAAAAUACAAAGCAUAUUUGAAGAAGCUUUUUAAAAGUGGUCAAUGUAUUAUAGGUACUAACUGUCAUGAGAAUAAAAAUAAAAUAAGACUUACUUCAGAAACAAAAGAUCAGACUGUUUUAAAACAAGACAAUGCUAUUACAAAUGAAACUGCAACUAGCAUGAACUACAAAAACAAGUUAAUUGCAGAUCAUGAAAUAUUUUCAGUUUCUUCUGAUUCAAGCACAUUCACAUCAUCUGAUGAUAAUAUGCAGAUAACACCAGGAUCUGGAGUUCUUUGCGAUUUCUUUGACAAAGAGUAAUGUACAGUUUUUAGUUGAGAUUACUAUAUGUUUACUUUUGAUAAAGUGCAUCAUGAUUUCAUUGAACUGAACAUAUUUUUCAAGA